Penicillium bovifimosum is the source of this 1329-nucleotide messenger RNA. Its product is annotated as NCBP3 domain-containing protein. The record is from RefSeq and is a predicted model, not a curated record. Gene Ontology annotation, molecular function: RNA 7-methylguanosine cap binding; mRNA binding. Lineage: Eukaryota; Fungi; Ascomycota; Eurotiomycetes; Eurotiales; Aspergillaceae. The coding region runs from base 1 to 1329 and encodes 442 amino acids. The transcript is spliced from 2 exons. Gene Ontology annotation, cellular component: cytosol; nucleus.
AUGGCACUCAAUGGCGCGGCCCCGGCUCCCGUCGCGGAUAUGGACAUCGACAUGGACCUUGACCUAGGCCCCGAGCCAGAGCUCGAGCCAAUUCAAAUGGAAGCAACCCCAGUUAUCGAAAGCAACCUCGAACCCGAACCCCCCAAGGAUGAAGCGGUCUACGAGAAAGUGCAUGUUCGCGGGGUGGACGACUUGACCACAGACGACAUCAAACAAUUCGCUCGUGAUUGCUCUGGACAGGAACCAGUGCGCAUUGAAUGGAUAGACGACACCUCAGCCAACAUCAUCUAUUCCGACGCCGAGGCCGGCCUCCAAGCCCUCGCAGCUCUCACCCAAGUCGCCGCGGAUGAAGAUGCGUCAACCUUGCCACCUUUGCGUCUGCGAUCCGCGAAACUCAUGGCUUCACACCCCGACUCUGUCAUCCAAGUGCGAUCGGCUGUCAAGUCAGACCGCAAGCUGCCACGCGCUCAUGAGAAAAGUCGCUUCUACCUGAUGCACCCCGAGCACGAUCCCAGAGAACGUCUGCGACAGGAGUUUGCGGAUAGAAGACGAAGCGACGAUGCAGGUGACGGUGAUUACCGGCGACGCAAGUUCGAUAACCGGGAGCAUCAACGUCGCCGAGAUCGCGACGGCGGCGACCUUUUCAACGUCGACAUGUACGAUGACAAUGCUGCACCAGAAUCUGCUCGGGCCGAGCGCAGAGGUCGGGGUCAUAAGAACAGGGAUCUAUUCCCGGAACACGAGGACCGAUCGACUGGACGUCUCCGGAAUCGCAGUGCGUCACCAGGAAGAGACACACUGGAGGAAGAUCUCCGAGUUGACCGAAGUGGUCAUGAUGAUAGCAGGCGAUUCCGCGAGAGAUCACCUCGUCAUACUCGCGAAAAACAGACCAGGGAGCUUUUCCCCACUGCAGGCGAGAGCGCGCCAGGAAAUCGCGAGCUCUUCCCGAAUAAGACCACAUCCAGCUACAUUAAGAAGGAACUGCUGCCUGGCAAGCCCAGUCAUCAUCGCAGGUCAGAUGCAUUUGAUGCGACUUCCAUCCCAGGCACCGCUGAACGCCGACGCAGCAAUAUUGAGCUUUUCCCUGAUUCCACCCCAAGUGACACCCGCAUUCGUGGAGCAGCUACCGAGGAUCAAGGCUUUGCCAUCCGCGGCGGCGCAGCAGGUGGUCUCUCAAUCAAAGGCAAAGGUGCAUCUGUACGUGAGCUGUUUCCUUCCAAGUAUGAUAGCAACACCACCAAUGCUGGCAACGAUUUGUUCUCCGACACGCUGGAGGGACGCGGUGGUCGGCGACGUCGGGCUCAGGAUAUGUUCGGCGGGACAGGAUAG